Anisakis simplex (herring worm) is the source of this 291-nucleotide messenger RNA. The record is from the annotation of a GenBank genome assembly. Lineage: Eukaryota; Metazoa; Nematoda; Chromadorea; Rhabditida; Anisakidae.
AUGACUGCUUUCAGUGUUUCAUUGGAUUAUUUGCAUCGCGGUUUCGACUUAUCUGAUGAACUCGAGAGGAAGUAUUCAGUUUACAGCGAGAAACAACCUCCUCUCAACGAUUAUCUUCAUCCCAAAUACUCGUUACCACCAAUUCCUAUUGAUAUCGAAAAUCAGCAAGGUUAUUUCGAGUUCUUGAGAACACCGGCGGCAAUCGGCUCAAAGAAGAUGUCGAUUGCGAGGAUCGAAAACGGCUCAGGAUCUCCACCGAAACGAUCCACACCAAGCGAAAUUAUCGUGUAA